Molecule: messenger RNA, 463 nt
Organism: Topomyia yanbarensis
Lineage: Eukaryota; Metazoa; Arthropoda; Insecta; Diptera; Culicidae
Gene: ND-B8
Product: NADH dehydrogenase [ubiquinone] 1 alpha subcomplex subunit 2
Exons: 3
Coding region: 104-391 (95 amino acids)
Source: RefSeq, a predicted model, not a curated record
GUUUGACAUUUACGGAAGCGAUCGAUCGUAUUUUUGCUUGAAAAUUAUUCGCAGCUGGUUGGAUAUCAUCGGAGGAAUUGCUAUUCUAUCCGACGGAAUCAAGAUGAGACUAUCCCUGCUCCGAGCGGCCCGACUGAAUCCGGCAGUGAAGGAACUUCGUCUGCAUCUGUGUCAGACCGGCGAGGCAUCCAAGGGUGUCCGGGAGUUUGUCAGCACACAGUAUGCGGGCCUGAAACGCGAGAACCCCAAGCUGCCGAUUCUGGUUCGCGAAUGCAGCGGUGUACAGCCAAGGCUGUGGGCCAGAUACGAAAUGGGUAAGGAAAAGUCGGUUUCUUUAACCAAUGCUGCCGCUGCGGAUGUUGCUAAACAUAUUGCCGAGUUAGGAAAAUAAUCUAACAACUAGAAAUGCCGGAAAUAGAUUUGUUAUAAAUUAAUAUAAUUCGAAAUAUAACUAUUCGCUCUA